AUGAGUGCAACUCCGAGUCGGCAGAAGAGUUAUGCUGAUAACCAAAGGCGACCAUUGGAAUUCAACAUAGGGGAUCAUGUGUUCCUCAAGAUAUCACCCAUGAGGGGAGUGAUGCGAUUUGGAAAGAAGGGGAAGCUCAGUCCUCGAUUUAUUGGACCACUUGAGAUCACCCAGAGGAUUAGGAGAUUGGCGUAUAGAGUCGCCUUAUCCCUAGAUUUGGUCAGAACGCAUGACAUUUUCCACAUGUCAAUGUUGUGGAAGUACAUUGCUAAUCCUGAUGCGAUUGUGGAAUACGAGUCGUUGGGAAUCCAGGUGGGAUUGACCUACGUUGAAGAACCAAUGAAGAUCAUGGAUAAGAAGAAGCAAGUACUACGUACCAAGACGAUCCCUAUCGUUAAGUUGUUUGAGGACAACGUAGUGCCAGUUAAUGGAUGGGAGGAGAUAGCCCAAGAACCUACUGAGCCCGAUAACAAUGACUCUACGAAUGAAAGGACUAAUAGAAGGUUUUCCGUAGAUUUGGGAAACCUGGAUCAUUUGGAAUACUCAAAGCGUUAUACGACCCAGGGGCAGAUCCAGGGGGGUCGAGGGGGGGCAUCCGCCCACCCUCAACUCCCAAAAAUCCCCCCUAGUAUGGUGCAGCCUGCUUUGGACUUUGGAGUGGAAAAAAUAAUAUUGUAA
Messenger RNA from Corylus avellana, 678 nucleotides. RefSeq lists its product as uncharacterized. The record is from RefSeq and is a predicted model, not a curated record. Lineage: Eukaryota; Viridiplantae; Streptophyta; Magnoliopsida; Fagales; Betulaceae.